AUGUGUCAACUUUUUAAGGUUCGUGAACAACACGCAUCCACACACACUUUAGAUGCUUUUGAUAUUGACAAGGGUGUGUACAAAGUUCGAGCAAGGUACCAAAGAAAUGCACAAGGGGGAAAUGACUUCACUGUCAAGUUUAAGGACAAGACUUGCUCGUGUGGAAUUUGGCAAACUCAAAGAUUUUCUUGUUCUCAUGCAAUUGGUGUUUGUGGGCAUACUGAUACGAAUGUAGGUGACAUGCUAAGUAGAUACUACACAACAAGGACGUGGAGAAGCCAAUAUCAAGCAACAUUUAAUCCGCUUCGAGAUGUUGCCUAUUGGAGAGAGCCAACUUGGAUGAUUAAGGCAGAUUCAUCAAACAUGGUGAGGCAAAGGGGCAGGAGACAAACAAGACGGAUCCGAAAUGAGAUGGAUAAUCCCGACAACAGUUCCACCCAAUCCAGAAAAUGUGGUAUUUGUAGUCAACCCGACCAUAAUAAGAGUAGUGUCCUAAUAGAGGAUAAGAUGUUUGUUUUCUUUCUAUGUAUUAUUAAAUAA
This is a messenger RNA of Erigeron canadensis, 540 nucleotides long. RefSeq lists its product as uncharacterized. The transcript has a single exon. The coding region runs from base 1 to 540 and encodes 179 amino acids. Lineage: Eukaryota; Viridiplantae; Streptophyta; Magnoliopsida; Asterales; Asteraceae. Gene Ontology annotation, molecular function: zinc ion binding. The record is from RefSeq and is a predicted model, not a curated record.